AUGGAUAUUGACAAGCUAUCGAGGGACCGAGCCUCAAAAGAUUCUAAGAUUCAAAGAUUGGAAAAGUUUCACCUCAACGUGGAUAGAGACCAGACGGUUUCAAGGAUGCCAAUAGUCAUAAAGCGUCAGCUCAACAUAGAUAGAGAUGAGAUAUUGGAGGGUCUCUCUGCUCUACUAGGACAAAGAGUCUCUCGUAGUAGAGGAGGCAAUGUUACUCCUUUACCUGUGACAGCGCUUACAACCACUGCAUUUGGAUAUCACCCCGGGUUAGCACUGACCUCACCAAUUACUCAUAGAAAAGACUUUGGAGUUUAUGAAGAGGAAUUCUUUGAUCCAAAAUAUGACUUCGACUUCCGAGACUUGAGUGAUUCAGAUUCUGAGUGUGAACGCGGUGGUGAGCCUUACAAGCGCCCCUUUGGAUGGAACCGCAUUGCCCUGAGGGUUUGGGGUAAAUAUUACUGGAAUGACUGGUUGGGAGGUGGAAAGAGAGAAUGGAGGAAUGAAUCAGUUGAUGGUGAGUGGCCCGUGGCUUACCAUGGAACUACCUUUGGAGGAGCGAAGGGCAUUAUCCAGGAGGGGUUCAAAGCAGGGCCUCGUGCUAAAUACGGAAGAGGGGUGUACUGCACACCUUACAUCAAUGUGGCAGAGAGAAAAGGAUAUACCAAGACAUUCACAUCAUUGAAGUCUGGAAAAACCUACAAGAUUGCACUGCAGAGCAGGAUCAACCCCGAAUACAGACAGAUCUGUGAUGAAGAGAAAAAGUACUGGCUAAUCCCUGUCCCCGAAGGAACGUCUGCUGAGGAAGAAAGGGACAUUGUAGACAACGCCCUUCGUCCCUAUGGAAUCUUGUUUAAAAAGAUUAAGGACUAA
This is a messenger RNA of Engraulis encrasicolus (European anchovy), 870 nucleotides long. RefSeq lists its product as uncharacterized. The transcript has a single exon. Bases 1 to 870 code for a protein of 289 amino acids. Lineage: Eukaryota; Metazoa; Chordata; Actinopteri; Clupeiformes; Engraulidae. The record is from RefSeq and is a predicted model, not a curated record.